This is a messenger RNA of Spodoptera exigua (beet armyworm), 770 nucleotides long. Lineage: Eukaryota; Metazoa; Arthropoda; Insecta; Lepidoptera; Noctuidae. The record is from the annotation of a GenBank genome assembly.
UUAGUGUUGCAAAUACCAAGAUGGGAGGUGGGAAAUUCAAGGCAAACUAUUUACUAUUUCUCAAUACUUCGCUAUAAUGGAAAUGUAAUAGACAUCAAGGAACGUAAUAGUUAAUAGAUUUCGAAGGAAAAGUAUUGGAAUCAGAGUAAUUGAAAAAUGUUGGACGAACUGGUUAAAGAUUACUCCGCAUAUUUAAAAUUAGAUGUGUUAAAUGGUUUUCAAACAGUUCAAGAUGUGGUUGAUAACAUGCUGACAAGACUCGAAGAGCUGACUAGUGUACUGCAGAUGGUCAAACUAAAGAAUAGUGAUUGUAGCUCAGCUGUUUCAGACGAUAUCAGCAAAUACCGCAACGAAAUUACAGCACUUUCAAAAAAAAUAUCCACUCUAUUAAAUGUGAUACAGAAACUUCAGAAUAAUGUGGAACAACUUGAAAAACAAGUGGAAAAAGCAGAAGCUGACUUUGGUAUAAACAAUGACAACAGAAUUAAAACCUUUUUAAAACCAUUCUUGAAAAGGAAUAAAGAAAUCGUUCCACCAAGUAGCCCAUCUCCGAAUUAUGAGAAAUUAGUUUUUGAAAGUGUCCUAAACAGUUUUAAUGAUCAGAAACCAUGAACAAGAUUAUAUUACAAAAAUAGGCAAUAAGUAUAUAUUUUUAUACACAUUUUCAAGUGUGGGAACUUAUGGUCCUGAAUAUAUUGUGUACUUAUUUUGUAAUCUAAGUAUAGAUAUGUAAUCACCUCAGAAUACAUUUCUGUAUUCUGAGGUAAUCA